Molecule: messenger RNA, 8946 nt
Organism: Ostrea edulis (European flat oyster)
Lineage: Eukaryota; Metazoa; Mollusca; Bivalvia; Ostreida; Ostreidae
Product: zinc finger SWIM domain-containing protein 8-like
Exons: 22
Coding region: 285-5777 (1830 amino acids)
Cellular component (GO): Cul2-RING ubiquitin ligase complex
Molecular function (GO): zinc ion binding
Source: RefSeq, a predicted model, not a curated record
GGACUUCACCGAACACUCCCGACAAAAUUUGUUAUUGUUGUGCAGGCAGGCGAAGGAGUCAGACGACUAAUUAGGCCAAAUUUGACCAAAAAUUAGUCGUUUCAUCUCCUGCUAUGUAUUUCUUUACAAUGCGGAGAUCCAAUAUAUGUGAAUCUUGUUCAUUUCAUUCAAAAACCCUCAUUGCAAGUCGGUCAAAUCGGUUUUAGAACCUUAGUCUUACAGCAGCUGACGGAACAAAAAGCCCGGAGUCGUUCAGACUUGAAGAUCGCAGACGAGGCGAGAUAAUGGACUUUAUGUUUGAUUGGGAAAAUGAGAACGAUAGGUUUUCUUUUGAAGAUAGCGAGCGAUUUGAGGAGGACUCGCUCUGUUCCUGGAUAAGUGAACCUGAGAGUCUUUGUAACAAUUGGAGAGGUUGGAAAAGACAAAAUGGUGGUGGGCAAGCGACCAAUAAUAAACAACAGGCUGGAGGUGUGUCUUCACUGGUGGAGUUGGCCUCAAAGGCAGUGGCAUGUCAUAUACCAUUCGAGGUCGUGGAACAUUUCCCACAACCCAUUCCUGAACAGUUGCAGCUCAGGAUUGCGUUUUGGAGUUUUCCAGAAAAUGAAGAGGACAUACGGUUGUAUUCCUGCCUGGCUAAUGGAAGUGCAGACGAGUUUCAGAAGGGGGAGCACCUGUACAAAACAAGAUCAGUAAAAGAAGUUCUGCAGAUUGGAUUCCAUUUAAGUGCAUCAGUAAUACCACCACAGGGUUUACAACAAGCAAAGGGGAAUUUCAAUGUCGCUGUAGUGUUCGAUCGUAGGAGGAUCUCGUCUUGUACUUGCACCUGUAACAGUCAGCCAUCUUGGUGUUCACAUGUUGUGGCUCUCUGUCUGUAUAGGAUUCACCAGGCACCAUCAGUGAAACUGAGAGCACCUGUAUCAGAAUCCCUGUCCAGACUACACAGAGAUCAACUUCAGAAAUUUGCACAGUAUCUUAUAAGUGAAUUACCACAGCAGAUUUUACCAACUGCCCAACGAUUGCUAGAUGAGCUGUUGUCUUCCCAGGAAAAUGCCAUGAAUUCUGUUUGUGGAGCCCCAGAUCCAACUGCAGGCCCUUCAGCCAAUGAACAAACUUCCUGGUGUUUGGAUGAAUCAGCUUUGCAUGAAAAUGUCAAGAAAACUUUGGUCAAAUUCUGUGUCCCAUCGCCUAUAGUCUUCAGUGAUGUUAACUAUUUGUCUGCUACGGCUCCUCCUGCUGCUGCUGAGUGGCAGAGUUUGUUACGCCCCCUUCGAGGUCGAGAACCAGAGGGAAUGUGGAACCUUUUGUCAAUUGUUCGGGAAAUGCUGCGACGAAAUGAUAGUAAUGCUGUACCACUAUUGGAAAUUAUAACUGAUGAGGUUCUGCAAUGUGAACAGAUUCUUGUAUGGUGGUUCACAACAAAAAUAACAAAUAACAACAAUAACAUUAUGGGGAGGGGGAAUGGAGGAUCUGGAUCGAAUGCCACACAGCAUGCUGCAUCCAGUCUGUGUGAUGAGAUAGUCACAUUGUGGAGACUAUCUGCUCUGAACCCUAAACUGUCGCCCAUUCAGAGAGAUGACCUAGCAGUCAAGUUUAGAGAAUGGCAUAUUUCCACCAUCGAAAAAGUAAAGAAAGCUAGAUCCUCCUCUGUGAAUGGAUCAUCCAACAGUGGAAUUAAGAAAAAUGAUAUGGAGAACUUCAUAGGAUUCAAGCCAAGCAUUGAAGCCUGUAAUUUAGAAUGGUCAGAUUAUCCUAUUCCUGGUGUCACUUACUCUGAAAAAGAAGGAUCUUGUUAUUUUAAAUACAGAUUCAACAAACACAGUGACAAGGAUGUAAAAAAACCAUCAAGAAUUCAAGCAAUGCCAGUUUGCUUAGGUACAAUCAUUAGUACAGAUAACAAAACUACAUUAGCACAAGCUCAGUGCAUGCUACAGGAUGCUCAGGAAUUCUCAUCAAACAUUAGGAGAAACAAUAACCUUGCUAGUCAAAGAGACUGUGUAAUGAACGAUGGUGCCAUUAGUUCAGGGUCAGAAGGCUUUUGUGAACCAGAGCGUACAAGUUCAAUAUUCAGGGGGGAUUCCGAUUCCGGAUCAGAAAUGAAAGAAGUGAACAGCAGGAGUAAUUCAUUAGAUGGUCCUGAUUUGCGAAACUAUGCCCCAGAACUGAUAUCCAGUAGUUUUGGACUUGAACGUUCUGACAAUGGUGUGUUUUCACACGGUGCAAGUAAUGCAGAUGAAGUGUUUGAAGGGGCGGAGGGAGGAGCAGAGGGAGGGGUGGAGGAAAUGAGUAUCGGGAUGUUUGGAAAUGAAGCUGGUGAACAACAAAUGAUUGAUGAAGUAAAUGCCCAGUCACAUAGAGCAGAAAACUUGGAUGUCCUUCAUGCAAUGGACGAAUAUCAGAUUUAUUAUUUCAACAACCCCAAAAUACCAGAACCUCCCAAGAAUAAAGCAGAUAAUUCAGAUGAACCAAACCUUUUUGCUGGUGUUAAAGAUCUCAAUUCCAUGCAAGAUAUUUUGUUUUCCCGAGCUGAGGCCCUCCAUGCGCACGGCCAUACCCGAGAUGCCUGUAGACUUGCUCAGAAAUUAGCGGAAGAACUGCUAAGUAAUCCACCCGAUCUGCUGGCUGAGACUGCUAAUCUUCCAUCACUCAAAGGAAAGAAAAAGAAAGCACUAACCAGCAUUAGUUUGUUGGCCAGUUCUACCCUGUGUAAAGCUGCCUUCCUAUGUAGUGUACUGGCAGAGGAGAUUGAGUGUCACCAUUUGGCAUUUAAAGUGGGAAUGUUUGGUCUAGAAAUGCCAAGACCCCCAGCUUCCAGCAAAGCACUUGAGGUAAAACUAGCUUAUCAGGAGUCAGAAAUUCUGAAUCUGUUGAAAAAGAUUCCACUUGGGCCAGCAGAGGUAGCUGUUUUACGCGAGAAAGCUGAGGAGUUGAGAGAUGGCACUUUCAAAACUCGCGGCGAUGCGCUUCUGCCUCUCACCUUGGCAACAUUCAUCUUUGAUUCUCUGUGCCUACCAGCUUUCCCAGUUGGCUGUUCCAGUAGCCGCCCUCCCAGUAGAUCUGUACAGAUUACUGUUAGAACCAGUGUGGAUGAAAAGCUUGGAUUUGACGGAGCAGUAGCAGCACUAGGUCUGAAGGCCAAUGUAUCGGAAGCUGAACACCCCCUGUUGUGUGAGAGCACCAGGAGACAGAGAGGAGAGUUGGCUAUUGCCAUAUUGGUGCAUUACAAGGAUGAUCCUAUUAAACUCAGCAAGAUCAUGGACAAGUUGUUGGAUAAGGAAGUCCAUCAGCUGUACAAAGCACCCAGCCUAGUGAAUUAUUUAGGAGUGAAAAACUCCUCUUCCAAUGUCACAAGCACGGCCAGUAGUAGUAUGAGCACCUCAUCCAACCCUCAGACCUCGGGAGCAGGCGCCGAUGCAGCAGGGACCUCAAAGACUAACAGAUCAGCCAAUGGCAGUGCUCAGCCUGUGGUCAGUGCACCGAGCGAUGUGAAUCCUGUACCCAACAGAGCCCCAGUAGGGGCAAGACCCAAAAUUACAUAUCCCCUCAGGUAUAACAGUGGAAAAGACACGGACAGUUCCGCGGUGGAGGAAGAGGAUGAAGUGAGAGCCCUGGAGGCCAAACUGAGGUGCAUGGCCCAGAAAAAGAAACCUUCACAAGGUAUGGCCAGUAUUGACAGUAGUGCCCCGGAAACAACAUCCAGUGACAAUUCCCCCACUCUGGUCAGAAGGACCUGGAGUAAGCAUCAGGGGCCAGGCAGUGACUGUGGCAGCAGUGCUGACAGCGACUCGCUAGGUUCCACCAGCUCAGGCGAGAAAGACCUGCGAGCCAAACUAAGGGACAAUGACAGCCCACCAGGAGUCCUGCCCACCCCGAUCAUCAGGUCACAACAGUUAUCUCUAGAAUCCAGAAGUAAUACACCAAAUGUGAAAAAUACCAGGUUCAAAGGUAAGAGCAGGAUGAUGCCAACAGUGCCUAACCAGCCAAGUGAAGCUAUAGCCCAUUUCAUGUUUGAGCUGUCCAAGACAGUGCUGGGCAAAGCCGGAGGGAACAGCUCCACUUCACUGUUUACACAGCCUACCAGUACCAACACAACCACUGGACCGCAUCGGAACCUGCAUCUGUGUGCAUUCCAGAUUGGUGUGUACGCCUUAGGUCUCAACAACUGUGUGUCUCCAAACUGGCUGUCCCGAACCUACUCCUCUCACGUGUCGUGGAUUACAGGUCAAGCCAUAGAUAUAGGAAGCAUUGCUAUCAAUAUUUUGAUUGACACAUGGGAAGGCCAUCUGACACCACCAGAGGUUGCUUCAUUGGCCGACAAAGCAUCAAGAGGGCGGGAUCCAGCCAUGGUGAGAGCAGCAGCAGACCUUGCACUGUCGUGCCUUCCACACGCUCAGGCUCUCAACCCUUCAGAAGUCCAGAGAGCCAUCUUCCAGUGUAAGGAACAGAGCAGGGACAUGUUAGAGAGAGCUUGUCUGGCUGUAGAAAGUGCAGCCAAAGGAGGCGGAGUUUAUCCCGAGGUCCUGUUUGAUGUGGCCAGGCAGUGGUUCGAAUUAUCUGAAGAGGCUGCCAAAUCCACAGAGGCUUCGAAUGUUUCUCACAAUCAUUCUCAUGCAGAUCUUGAUGGUGACAAUUCUAAUUCCUCCUCCUUGGUCACUGAGAGGCAAAGUCCACAGACGCUUCAAGUUCUUCCCAUGUCCUCAUCUUCAAAUCAUCAAGUAUCCAAUCAAGUCAUGUCCCAUGCUAAUCCCACCUUAUCAGCCCAACCUAUGGUUUUGUCCUACACAAUUCCACCUGCCAAUCACCACCAGCUACCUCAUCAAGCUCUGGUCCAGCAUAUAGGAUAUGUCCAGCAGCUUCCACCCUUUGGUCAACAGUUUACCCCACAACACAUCCCCAUCCAUGGUCAUAAUCUUCAUCCUUAUGUUACCUUCCCGUACCAAACUCAACCCCCAUUCAACAACCUUCAACUUCAAGGAACUCCCAAUGUCUAUUCUACAAAUGGCCCACAGUUCCGGCCCCUAGGUACGGCAGUUCAGGUGUUUCCUCCACAUUCACAUUGCCAGAUAAACCCCAUUCAGUGUCCCCCUUCCUCAUCAGCAGGGGGCACAACCCUCCAGCCGAUACAUCAGGCGGAGGCUUUGGUAGAAGUAUCAUCUAAUUCCCCAAGUCCACCCCAGCAGGGAUCAGCACAGGCACAUAACGGGCCCAUUCAUGUGGACAAUGAGAGACAGCUGAAUUAUCUCAUGGCCUCCUUCAGAGUUGGAAUGCUGGCUUUGGAGACCUUGUCCAGAAGAGUCCAUGAUGACAGACCACAGACGAAAUAUGCUCGUAAUCCACCGUAUGGGGAGGAUGUUAAAUGGCUUCUAGGGAUUGCUGUCAAAUUGGGAAUCAACUAUCUACAGCAGUUUUGUGCCAGUGCAGUGAAUGCUGUGGUGAGCCCCUUUGUGCUGUAUGAUAUAGCCAUUGAAGCAGCCCACGUUCUGGCCAGGAGUAAUCCUGCUGUUGUCCAAAACCACAUGAGAUCUAAUAUCCUCAACCCACUCAUCCAGAAAUGCCUCAAUAUGUUUAAUCAAUGCGCUCAUCAGAAAAUACAUCACAUAAACCAGUCCGAUUACGACGAUUUCAUCAGCACCAUCUGCAGUGCGAGGAAUGCCUUUUGCCUUACCCCAGGGGGAUUGGUCCAGUUUCAAGAACUUCUUCAGAGUCUGAGACGGUCAAAGUCCUGUCGUAAAGACCUAUGGACAAGGAUUCUACAUGCAUUAGCCACUGGAAAUGUUUGAUACCUACUAUGGAUAGUGGAAUGUGGCAAAGAAAUCGAAAUCAGGAAUUUAGCAUAGAUUUUUAUUAUUUUUGUGUCAAAAAGAAAAUGUUGAAAAAAUAUAUAUUUAUGAUUGUGAAUUCAUGUUUUAUGUGUUUUAUUAUUUACUGUGUCAAAGUCAUACUAUAUACUGACAAUAUUUUACUCUUGUUUGUUAAUGCUUGCAGUUUUUGUUUACAUGCAGAAUUUUGGUUGAGAAAGAGAAAGCAUUUUGUAUAUUAUUAAUUCUUGUUUACCUUUACAAAUCCAUUGAAAACUUUAUAUUGUUUUUUUUUUUCUGUUUUUUUUUGGUUUUAAAAAUCAAACUACUUUUUUUUAAAUUUUGUGUUUUUUGUUGAUUCUGCUUUUACUGUGUUGUAGUUUAGUUAGUAUUUAAUGACACACAUGUUGCCAAAUGAUGUAAACAAUAAAUAACUUGAAAUGAAGAGAAUGUAAUUUAACAGAAUGGAUGUUAUUUAAAGAGAUCAUGGUAAGAAGAAAGAGAAGCUGAUGAGGAAUUUGGUAAAUGUUUGUUUUUGACAAUAAGAUGAAUACCCUAAUUUUACGUGACAUCAGUGUUAAACGGCAACAAAACAAGAUUUCACAAGGCCGUAUAUUUUUUCAAUAAAUGUUUAUUGGUGUUCUAACUCUUUUGUACAAAAAAAAAAUGUGAACUAUUUCACGUUCAUCUUAAUUAGUAGCUUUACUAUUGGGUUUAGUUAAUGUUUACUAAGGUAUUCAAUGUAUAACGACCAUAUUUCAUAUCUCAUAAGUGGAUGAUGAGAUUUUUCUCGGUAUCUUUUUGAAGGUUCAUCAAAUAGAAUAACCCACUUGAGGAAUUUUUAAAAUUUUGAGAACUGCUUGAUUCAUUUCAUUUAGAAUUUUACAUUGAAGUCUAUGGGAAGCGCUUGCUUUAUUAAAAAUAUUUUUAACAGAAAUUAUAUUUUCAUACAAAUCUCUCAGUAAAAGGUUACUUACACUUUCUCUUUGUGGAAAUAUGAAAUAAAAUUAAUCAUUUAUUGCACAUAUUUUUAGAAAAUAGAUUUUUUUUUAUUCUUACAAAGGGCAGUUAACUCUUCAAGAGGAAAGGAUCAGCUUCUAAUCAUUUGAAUUUGAUCUGCUUCACUUUCAUCAUUAUUCAACAAUAGAUAUUUAUUUUGAUUUAAGUCAUUCAAAAUUGUUCAUUAUCCUUUCGUUAUACAUUCAAUACAUUAAGAUAACACUUUCUCCAAAAAAAAAUUCUCAAAAACUGAAAAUAAGUUUGAAUUGCCAUCGCGUCUAUACUAUUUCCAAGAUAUCGUUCUAAACCACUUCCCUAUUUAUAGAAUUGAUUUGGUAAACAAACAUUUUAGUGACGAAAUUAAUUUUACUCUGUUUUAUUGCCCACUGUUGUUUUAACAGCUGAAUGAAAUGACACUUGUAUCAGAUGCUUUAUGUCUGUUGUAAUGAGCUCUGUACUUGGAUUUUGAAAUCAUACUGGAAGAACAAAAAAAAAUUGUCUGUGUUAUUUUGUGUCUAAAUGGUUUUUUUUUUCUUUGUAUUUAGGGAGGUUUACAAAAUUCUUGCAUUGUUUCAUAGUGGUGUGCUGAGCAUGCUGUCAUGCAAUAAAAAGACUACUAUGCUAUAUUGUUGCUGAACAAAAUACAAUAUUCUUCAUAUUAAUUGGAAAUACUUGUAAAAUUGCUUCAUUUAGUCAUUGGUCUAUUUUUAUAAGCCAUGGUACAGUGAACAUUGUCCCCUUUUUUGUUGUAAACACAUUUAAUAAUUAUUCAUAUUCAAAUAUUUAUGUUCAUUUUCUGCACCGUAUAUAAUAAGCAUUAUUUACAUAACUGAGACAAAAAACCUUAGUAUUUAUUCAUCAGCUAGUAUUAAACUAAUGGGUUUUUGUCUUCCAUGGCGUACUGGUAAUACUAAUAAUUUUAUAAUAGUAAUCUUAAUACUAAUUGGUAUAUAAUUUACGUUUAGAAAGGUAGAAAAGUCAGGAUUAAGAUAAUUAAAGUGGAAAUGAAUGUAUACAGGUUUGAAAGAUAUUUCUUCACUUUGACAAUGAAUGACAUGUGAAUGUGAAUUUAAAAUGUUUAUUGUUUAAUCGUAUGCCUUUGUUUAAUUGGCUAUGCAAAUCUUUCCAGAAUUUUUAAAUGUAGACAAUUUUUAUGGCCAACAUGAUAUAUUUUGUAAGUUAGAUAAAUCAGAUAUACAUAUAAAUUUUUACAGCCUAUUGAUCAGGGUAGGGGGUGGGGGACAUUUGAAUAUUUCUUUAAUGCCUUCAUAUAACUAAUUGAAUAUGACUUGAAUGUAUAAGGAACUAACUUUUGUGCACAGUAGAUUUGAAAUAAUUUAUGUUUUGUUGCAAUUCACAAAACAUUUAGUCAGUAUGCAAGACCAGUGUCCCAAAACAUGACAAAAUUUGAUCUCAAUUCAUAUUGCACGUUUAGCAGAUUUAAGUUUUUAAGACAAUAUACUGUGUCAGCAGUUAGAUCUCUGUGUCCCAUUCAAACUAAUGGGACUUGUCCUGUGUUCAACACCAUAACUCCCAUAGAUUGUUCCAGUAAUGUAUACCCUAUGCACUACAUCUGUAAGAAUCAUUCAAAUUAUGCACAUGAAUAUUCAAUAUUUGUUUUGUGUUUGGCAUCUUUUUGUACACAUGCAUCUAUUUAAAGGUUGGAAUAUCUGUCUUGUCUAGUCAAAAGUAUGUAGAAAAUGUAGAUUUCUUCCUUCAGUUUGAAAGAAAACCAUUUUGAAGAAAUGCACAAGAAAUUAGUAAGGCAUAAAAUUAUGUACAAAUGGACCCUGUUCAUAUCAGAUUACAGGAUAGAAGAAUCUAUUAAUUUUGAUUUUGCACUGAUAGUUUUCAUAUAUGAUUUAACAAUUCAUUAAUUCAUAUUAAUUUUACUUGCACCCAUUUUAAUUCUUGAAUACUAUAAAUUUUGUUUGGAGGUAAAAUCAUGAAAUUCCCUUUUAAGAAAAUGAUAAUGGUUUAUUUGCAUUUUUGUGAGGAAGACUGAGAAAAUCAUGAGUAGCAGGAAUUGAAUAAUGUAAACUUUUCAAAAUAUUUUUGUAUGAAGACAGCAAUAGAAAAAAAGUUGCCGUAAACAUCAUUCCCAUCAAUAUCACCUCACACCAAUCUCCAGUCAAUAAACGAUUAAAAUAAA